Molecule: messenger RNA, 1833 nt
Organism: Myzus persicae (green peach aphid)
Lineage: Eukaryota; Metazoa; Arthropoda; Insecta; Hemiptera; Aphididae
Product: dynein intermediate chain 3, ciliary-like
Exons: 10
Coding region: 73-1824 (583 amino acids)
Biological process (GO): outer dynein arm assembly; cilium movement
Cellular component (GO): outer dynein arm
Molecular function (GO): dynein light chain binding; dynein heavy chain binding
Source: RefSeq, a predicted model, not a curated record
UUUAUCAUAAAUCAUUUUUUCGUUUUGUUUUGUCAAAAGUGAUUAUUGCAUGAGCUACUAAAACCCGUAAAAAUGUAUACAUACGAAAAAAAAAGGAGUGACUAUGGCAAACAAUGUCGAUUUCACAACAACGGACCUACAGUGUUGAUAAAUAUGUUGCCAGACGUUAGUCUGGAGAAAGAUUGGAUACAGAGGAAUCCAGUUGACAAAUCCACCAACGAAACCAACAAGUGGUCGGAACACGACGCCAACACGAUAAGAGUGAAGUAUGUUGAUCGCGGAAUUUUGCAUAGCGAAGGUGGCUGGCCGAUUGACGUACACCUAGACGAUCCGGAACAAGUGUCCAGAUUUCGGAGGAAAGCGGAGAAAGACAAAUUGUAUUUACAAUCGGUUAAAACAAUGUCAAUUCUCACCGAACACUUCAUAAAACAAAAUAAUGCAAUAGAUAUAUUUCAACCGUACUUUACCGAAUCGAAAUGUAAAGAUUUCCAAACACUAGUUCCGUCUUAUCAGACAGUGGCGGUAAUUGUGGACCCCUGCUCACCAAAGAGACCGAUACAAAACAUAUCUUGGUCAUCGGAACAGAGCUCAAUGAUCGCGAUCAGUUACUCUGACAUUAGAUUCCAGAUGGCCAAUCCAAAGAACAGUCCUGACUCAUACGUAUAUGAUACGGAGAUGUUUACUUCUCCACAUUUUACGAUUAAGUCCCAAUACCCAAUCACCAGGAUCAAGUUUCACCAUAGGGACGGACAGCUGCUCGCGGGUGGCUUGAUGAACGGACAGGUCGCGUUGUGGGACAUGCGAAUAAGUUCUACAAACGUUGGCUUUAGCAAUGUAAGAAAUGGUCAUCGUGACAAAAUUCAUAGUCUCAAAUGGAUUCAAUCCAAGACCAACUCGGAAUUUUUGACAGGAUCCAGUGAUGGCCAAAUCAUGUGGUGGGAUACCAGAAACCUUGAAGAACCCACGGAUGUAUUGCUCUUAGAUUUAUUGAAAACCGAGGAAAAUGAUGAACCGGAAUGGAUGCAGUGGGGCCGCGCACAUGGAGUCACUUGCAUAGAUUACCAUUUUCCGAUUCCAAUACGCUUCAUGAUUGGCACAAGUACUGGACACGUGUUUGAUGGAAACCGAAAGGGCAGAACAGUGUUCGAAAAAAUACCAUCUACUUAUAAAUGUCAUUAUGGCCCCAUAUAUUCAGUGCGUCGAAAUCCGACGUUUUUAAAAAACUUUUUAACUAUUGGUGAUUGGCAGGCAAAAAUAUGGUCAGAAGAGGCAAAGGAAUCCCAGAUAAUGUGGACCAAAAAUUACGAUAUGAGAUUAACCGAUGGCAAAUGGAGCAAUUCGAAGCCUUCAGUUUUCUAUACGUCCAGAGCUGAUGGGUUCAUGGACUGUUGGGAUGUUCUACAGAAACAACAAAAACCGAUACUUUCGAUUAAGGCGUCUGACAGUAGGUUAAAUUGUAUUAGCUGCCAUGCUGACGGAGCACUGAUAGCUAUCGGUGACGAAUGCGGUAACACACGUGUGAUCGAAAUGAACGAUUGGUUUGUGACUCCCGGACCAUUCGAUAGAGUGCGGUUGACAGCUAUGUUUGAUCGGGAAACUAGGCUAGAAAAAAUAAUAGAAGCUAAGCACCGUGAACAUAAGACUAAAUUGCAGACAAAAUUGCCAGAAAAAGUCGAUGAUUUACCAGCAAAAGCUAAGGUGGCGAUCGAAGAAAUUGAAAGAGAAUUAGCUGAAGUCGUUGAUAGAAUGUGCCACAAUCAGAUUAAUGAAAUGUCUGAGAAUGAUAUGAUGGAAGAAUUUAAAAGUGAAAAAAGCGAAGAAUAAAGAACUGAA